AUGCCCAUCCGAGAUUACGGCGUGUGGAAGGCAAAGCCGGUCAGCUACACAUAUGAGACUGCCCGUAAAGACCCCCACAGCCCGCAUAUACAUCUGAAAUUUAGCGACGGCAACGUCAAUGAAGCAGUAGCAGCAAUUAACAUCAAGUCCGGGGAUCAUGAAGACUCCCGUCUGGUGUACUGGGUAGUUCCAGCCUUGAGCCACCCCAUUGUUCGCAAACUUCAAGCAUUGGGAGACGGGUUCCACUCCCUUCAAGGUGGUAGCGAGGAGCAGCUCGACAAUCUAAGACUGGAUUAUAUCCGGGGAAAUUUGUUCCAGAAGCAGACUGGCAGGCUCCUUCCCCACGAUAUACCAGGGGAGAACAACGAUAUCCUUGAUGUCUUGAAGCCUAUUCUCACUGAAGCCAUUUCACAUGGUGCUACUAUCUACCUUUACGGCUCUCACUUUGAUAAUGGAGAGGGUAUUCACAAUGUACACAUGAAUCAAGGGAGCCCAGGGCACUUUAAGAAGGAUAAUGGUGUCUACCAGGAUGGAGGCUUUUUUCUGCAGUUCAGGGAUCAUUGGAAGGGCAUCUUCCUUGGCUUUGCCUCUCAAGCAGUGCACACCGAUGAUGAUACUGGCAACCCUGUCCAACAAAACAACUACCAAACCUGGGCUGAUUUCCUGGAUCCCGAGGUUCCAGCUGAGAGACGCGCAAUUAACGAUAUGACUGACACGCCCGUCCUCAUCACUCGAGCGUUAGUGAAUCCUCUUGGCCCGGAUAACAAACAAGCCACCGUCUUCCUGACCAAUCGCACGGCACAACCAGUCGAUCUCACUGGAUGGAAGAUCAGAAACCAAGACGGCCAGUUCGAAGAGCUGCCAUCCAGCGGUGCUACGCUAGCUGCCAAGCAGGUGGCCAAGGAAUUCAGUGUCCCAAAGUGCCCACUCUCAGAUCAAGGUGGGCUUAUUACGCUUCUUAAUGCACAAGGCUACAAGGUUCACGGGGUGAGCUACGCAAAGGUGCAGCCGAGACGGGAAGGGAAUGCGAUUUCCUUUGAACAAAUCAACGGUUUGAAUUCCGCUUCAUAUGUGUAA
This is a messenger RNA of Trichoderma gamsii, 1077 nucleotides long. RefSeq lists its product as hypothetical. The transcript has a single exon. The coding region runs from base 1 to 1077 and encodes 358 amino acids. The record is from RefSeq and is a predicted model, not a curated record. NCBI's taxonomy places the organism in Eukaryota, Fungi, Ascomycota, Sordariomycetes, Hypocreales, Hypocreaceae.